AUGGCUCAGCAGCGGCUCGUGAGUCAGCAAAUGGCAAGUACUCACUUUGUACAAUUAGUUAUGGAUAGUGAAUGGGAUUCAUCAGAACAUGAAGUUUAUUUAAUACCUGCAGUAAUGAGCGGGUCAGAUAUCAGUGAUGAUGAAAUAGAAUAUGUGGCCUACCCAGCAGAAAGGACAUUAAGGGACAAAUCUGGAAAACAUCGAGCAGUUUUUGAUGAAGUAUACCCACCAUCGGCAAAAGAUUUUAGGGAGACACUGAAGAAAGAACAGUGUCAGCGUUUUGAAGAUCAAAAGAAUAAAGAAAACAUACCUUUGAGUGCUCAACGAGCAACAGGACCAAAUGUACAAGUUAUCCCACAGGACAACAUAAAAGUUGAGAGCGGAUGGGAAAUUAAAGAGUCUAGUCAGAUAGAAGAAUUAGUAGAAGACAGUGCCCCAGAAGACAAUAAACAGGCGACCCACAAUAAAGACAUUAUAAGAAUAGAUGGACCGGCCAGAGUGCGCCCUGGUCCUGGUGCCCCAAUACAGAGAGAAUUUAACCCUACAGAAGUCAAAAAGUUAGAAACUGAAGUGAGAAACAACUUACCAAUCAAGGAAAACGUCGAGCGGCGCUAUGUGCCAGCCGCAUCAAAACAUACAGAAGUUGAAAAGAGAGGAUGCAAGGAGGCACGUUCAAUGCCUGUAAAAGCGCAGCGACCACACUAUGAUGACAGAGAUGAUGAUCAAAUCAUGGAAGACGCCCCAGCGGUAAGGGAAAGAGAAAAGAAAGGAGAUAGGGAAAAGGGGAUGCUACAGGGCAUUAUAAGAAAUAUGGAUGCAAAGCCCAAUGUAUCAGUUCCCACGCUUAACCGGGAAGAACCGAAACACAUACCUAGGAUAUCCAAACUAUCGGCAAAAAUAGAUCCAAAAUUAUUAUUAGAACAGAUUCUAAAUAGCCAAAUUCAGCUAUCAGCACGUUGA
This is a messenger RNA of Suillus discolor, 960 nucleotides long. RefSeq lists its product as uncharacterized. The coding region runs from base 1 to 960 and encodes 319 amino acids. Lineage: Eukaryota; Fungi; Basidiomycota; Agaricomycetes; Boletales; Suillaceae. The record is from RefSeq and is a predicted model, not a curated record. The transcript has a single exon.